This is a messenger RNA of Aplosporella prunicola CBS 121167, 1574 nucleotides long. RefSeq lists its product as uncharacterized. The transcript has a single exon. Bases 1 to 1320 code for a protein of 439 amino acids. NCBI's taxonomy places the organism in Eukaryota, Fungi, Ascomycota, Dothideomycetes, Botryosphaeriales, Aplosporellaceae. The record is from RefSeq and is a predicted model, not a curated record.
AUGGCGACUGAAGAACCAUUGCAGAUUGCACUGGACGGUGUCAGUGCCCGCACUGUCUUUUGCGAGGGCGACGUGGUGCGCGGAAAAGUGAGAGUCGACACGAAGCUCCAGUCCUCGCGCGUCUCAAUCUGCUUCAAGGGCCUAGCCAUAUCCCGCAUCAACGAACGGCAGGGCAAUAGCCAUGCCACCCGCGUAAGCAAAUACACUCUCCUCCAAUACGACACGAUCCUCUUCUCCGGCGAGGACAUUGCCUCUUCCGCCUCGGAGGACGAUUCUUUCGCAACCUUUCCCUUCGAAUUCCGCUUUCCGGCAGCCGUACAGGCCAGAACCUACAGCGAGCCCAGCCGCACCUUUGAAAGCGAGCCCGGCCAUGCUCUUCCUCCCACCUUCACAGCCGACGUCCGCGGCCAGCCCCAGUCGGUGCAAUACUACCUCGAAGCCAGCAUCCUGACGAUGCACCUCAAGAUCUUUAGCAGCGAGAAGAAGAAGGUCACCUACCUGAACUUCAGCCCCGUCUGUACCGAUCCCACGCCUGCCCUUUCUCCUGCACUUACCACCCGCACCAUGUCACACACGCGCCAGUCGCGCCGCCUCAUUCCCGACUACGAGCCGCACGGCCUUCGCGCUCACUUCUGUGACUUAAUCCCUAGCUCAAAGGACCCAUCCGCCUCGUUCGCGGUAAAAAUGCACUUGCCCCAGACGAUCAGGGCAGGGCACCCGUUCAGCAUUUCAUUCGGCAUCACGCACGGCGAGCGCAGCGCGGACAUAGCCACGCCACCGCCCUUGCACCUGCACGCACUCACCGUCUCCAUCAAGGCACACACCCAAGUCCGCGUCGUCUCCUUGUCGCAGAUAUGUCGAGCCACCACGCGCAAAAUCACCAUUGCCGAGCGUCACUGGGACGCGAAGCACGGCGAGGCAUCUUCAUCUUCCUCGGCGCCGCCGCUCCUGCUGCCGGCUGGAGGCGAGAUGGUGCCGCUCGCGUCGCUGCUGGAGAAUGAGGGCCAGCUCGUGGUGCCCAAGCACUUCACCCCGUCCUUCAAGUCGUACAACAUCGUACGGUCGUACGACCUCGUAGCAGUGCUGAGCAUCGAGUGCGCGGGCAAGAUGUUUGACGUCAAGGCUGUGGGCGAUCACGUUAAGGGCUCGACGGUACUGCCGUGGCCGGGGCUGCGUGAAGCGGAGGCUGGGGAAAGGAUUGCGUUUGCGGAAGAUGGCGCUGCUGACGGUGGAAUGUACUGGGAGGAUGAAGACGGGGGUGAGGAGUUGCCGCCGCCGCCGUACGAAGAAGUUGUGGGGAAAGAGAACGAUGGGGAUUGACGUUGACGUGCGGGGUUCGCGUCGAUGCGCGCUAGCAGGUGACCACGGCCCUAAGGCUCUAAAGCAGCUUAGAGCUUGCUUUAAAAGGCUUAGCGCAGCUAAGUCAGCGACGCGGGCCUCUACUCCGCGCGUUGCCUGCAACUCCCACUUCUGCCGUCGAUGCUCAUUUGCUUUCGUAACAUCAAUCAUCUCAUUCUCUCCUCGUUGCUUGAUAUCUACAGUUUUUCUCAAUGCGUUUGAGUAGUAUGCCGGAG